AUGGCAACACAAAAUGACGAAAUACAUGUGCCUCCAAUCAUGGUCAAUCAAUCUCACUUGCACGCAAUUACAGAAGAUUCACUUGUUGAUACUCUUACUGCAGAUGAUAUUUGCAAAAUGUUCGAUGAAUUUCUCACCGAAUUUGAACAUAUGGAAAAAAGUGGUGCAGCAACAACACAAGUGUUCUUAGAUGCCGUGGAAGAGAUCACAAAUGCUGUUCUAUCAGUCCUACCAUAUAAAUUACUCGAUCCCAAAGUUCUUUCUCAUCAAAUGGUGCGUUUUCUACAUCAAAUGUUAAUUGAUUUAUUAGAAAACUGGCAAGCAACAGAUAUGCGUCUUAACAUACAAGAAUCGGAUAUAUUUCUGAAGAUUAUACUCGUUUUCGUCCGUGCAAUCGACCACCCGUUUGUAACGAAUCCUGAUGAAGAUCGAAAGCAAAUAACGAAAAUAUUGGAAACAAAAAUAGUUCUGAAUUUAGUACGCGAGCAAAUUGUCGACAGUAAUAUCAAUAAAAGUGGCAUGAAUGAUGACCCUAAUCUAUGUGCAUUGGGUUUGCUGACAAUAAGGUUGUUAAGAGGUUGUCAGUUCUACUACAGCAACGAUCGAAAUAUAUAUCUGAACGAUAUACUAAUCUUCAAUUGCCUUGAUUCAUAUGAUUAUGUUCAAGCAUUACGACAAUUACAAAAUGGCCAAUCACUGAAUGAUAUCGAACGUUUUCUUUUGUACACUUGCUGGGAACAUAUACCAUUUAGCUCGAAAAACUCGACAACCACAGCAUAUUCAACAGCUUUCAUUGAUCAAUUUUAUGACGAUGCUUUAGCACGCUUUGAACUCACUCUUGAUCAAGAACCAUCUAUGAAUUCGAAUGCACUUACUUAUAUUUUCGAACGAUGUCAACAACUUCUCAGCAUUCAAAAUCUCCCUUCUUUUGAUAAACAUGCAAAUAAUAUCCUUGAUCGUUUAACCAAAGCGCUAGAAACUCCUGCAACAACAAAUCCUGAUGGUGAUAAUGAAAGAAAUACUGUUUUCUUUCAAGCUCUUUUGAACUUAUCGAAAAAUGUUGAUAUUCGUACAAUUAUGAAAAAACGCCAAUUAACAUCUCUUUUCAACAAAUACGCAUCUACUGAAGGUGGAGAGCAACAAAAACUAGCUUUAUCAAUUCUAGCAGAAAUUAUGGAUGAAAGCGAAAUUAACGACAAUCCAACGGAAAUGGUAAAAAUCUUCAUCGAUCAACUUAAAGAACUUGAUCCAAACAAAUAUAAUCCUGAUCUUGAUAAUACAUUAUCAAGCCUCAAUGCCAUGAUACAACACGAGGAAUUUAAAAAUGAAUUUAUUCGACAAGGCGGUCUUGAAAAAUUAAUGGCUUUUGUUCGCGAUGGUGAUCCAGAGAUACAAUCUGAUAAACAACUCGAAGAUGCGAUCAAAAUUCUUUGGUCUUGUACAUUCAACAAUCCUGAAGCUGUAAACACAAUAAAACAAGACGAAAAGCUUAUGACUCGUGUCGCUGAUUUGCUCGAGAAAUCCAAGGGAAACGAAAAUACAACAUUAGAAAAAGCAGCAGAAGGUCUCAUCUGGAAAGUAGAAAAAGAAGAAAAGUUCAUAGAAGAACGAGCUGCUCAAGCUGAAAAGAAAAAACAAGAAAAAAAACGAAAAGCUCAAGAAGCAGGCGUUGCAGAAGAAGACGAGGAAGAGGAAGAAGAACAGAAAUAUGAUCUCAUGAUAUCUUAUUGUUGGGCUGAAAGCGAACUAGCACAUCGUAUCUUCGGUCAUCUGAGUGAAAAACUUGGUUAUAAAAUUUGGAUUGAUAUCGAACAAAUGCAUGGAUCGACAAUCGAAGCAAUGGCAAAUGCAGUCGAUGGAGCUGAGUUUAUUCUCAUGUGUAUGUCAGAGUCAUACAAACGCAGUGCAAACUGUAAAUCAGAAGCCGAAUAUGCAUUCAAUCGUAAAAAACAUAUAGUUCCAAUAAAAAUGAAACAAGAAUAUGUACCAGAUGGAUGGCUAGGUUUCAUAUUAGGUACACGAUUGUACAUUGAUUUUGGAACUUAUGAAUUCGAAAAAGCAAUGAAGCUACUGGAUAGUGAGAUACAAUUACAGAAGAAAAAGCGUAAAGAAACCAAAGAACUUGCGAAAAUAGAAAGAGCUGCUGCUGUUGGUACGUCUUGUGAUGAAAAAAAUGAUGAAGAGAAGAAAGAAGUUGCUGGUGUUAAAAGUUCACUGAAGAUGAAAUCUAACAAAGGAGAUAUUUCUGAUUGGAGCGAAGAGAAAGUUCAGGACUUUUUAAUGAAACAUAAACUUAGAACAAUGAUACCACUGUGUAAUGGAAUAAAUGGUGAAGAGUUAUAUGAUCUUUACUCGAUGUGUAAAGCUAAUUCGUCGGCUAUGUAUCGUUCAUUAAGAUCCGAACUUCUACAUGGUCAUAGUAGAAUAUUACCAAUCGCUACUUAUUUACGAUUUAUGAGCGUUAUGCGUAGUGUUUGCGAUGAUAUGUUGCUAGCUAGUAGAGAGACAAUCGCUGAAUCAGAUUGA
Messenger RNA from Rotaria socialis, 2526 nucleotides. The record is from the annotation of a GenBank genome assembly. NCBI's taxonomy places the organism in Eukaryota, Metazoa, Rotifera, Eurotatoria, Philodinida, Philodinidae.